Molecule: messenger RNA, 2839 nt
Organism: Myripristis murdjan (pinecone soldierfish)
Lineage: Eukaryota; Metazoa; Chordata; Actinopteri; Holocentriformes; Holocentridae
Gene: tmc8
Product: transmembrane channel-like 8
Exons: 16
Coding region: 201-2252 (683 amino acids)
Cellular component (GO): plasma membrane
Molecular function (GO): mechanosensitive monoatomic ion channel activity
Source: RefSeq, a predicted model, not a curated record
AGUGGGGGUGCAUACAAAGUAGUUUGAUGCGGAAAUACUAUUUUUAAUACAAUCAUUUUUACAUCCUCAUGGUUUUAUGCAGUUGUGUACGUUGCAGUGUAGAUUGUGUGGUGUGCUGAUGUGUGUUGUAUGUGAGCCAAGGAAGGGGUGAGUGAGAUUAAAUUUAUGUAGCUGAGAGAGAGAGAGCGGGACAGAAAGAGAUGGAGGAGCACCAAAGUGUCAACUUCAUGAGACUCCUAUCAGAUGAGAGCGGCUGUUCCAUCCUGUCUGAGGACUCGUGUGUGUACCAUCACACUGAGAUAUAUGAAGAGCUGCCCAGCUCCCAGGCCGCCCGGCACAGAAAGCAGGGUGGCUGGCAAACUUGCGAGGCUGAGCCGGGCCGCUUGCCUCGAGGAGCCAAGGACAAAACGUCUACGCAGCCUCUCAGAAACCUGCUCCUGUGUCUGCAGGGGAAGAGGGAGGCCAGGAACAGAAGGAACCUGGAAAUACGCAGUGUUGGUUUUUGGGAGUCCUGGAGGCGGAGUCAAAGUAUCAACAGGAAGAGAGUGUGGGCAGGGGUGCGAGGGGCGUUAUCCAGCCUGUUGCCAUGGCAGCAUGUUCUCCACUCCAUUGAGGGCAGAUUUGGAGUUGGAGUCAAAUCCUAUUUUGUGUUCCUGAGAUACCUGGUUUACAUGAACCUGCUACACUGUGUUGUUAUAUCGUCUUUCAUCCUGGGGCCGACAGCUUUCUAUGGCAGGGGCAACAACAAACCUUUGACCUUUGAAGACGAUGACUCCUUCUUGGACUUCUUCCUGGGAUCGGGCUUCCUGGAGCGUUCUCCAGUCUUCUUUGGGUACUACACGCGCGGUUCGCUGAAUUUGACGUGCUUGAACACACCUCUGUUGUACCUCAAUGGAGUCCUCGCCAUCCUCAUCCUCAGUCUCAUCAUGGUUGUCCGCAGAACAGCGGUCAGCUACAAGCACAUGCGGCUCCUGGGGAAGCGUUACAGUGUGAAUGUGAGUUUCAAGAUCUUCUGCGGCUGGGACUUCACCAUCCAGGAUCACGCUGCUGCUAGUCUCAAACGCAGCUUCAUCAGAAAUGACCUCAAGCUGUACCUGGAGGAGCAGAGUUUCUCACUGCGGAAGGCUCAGAGGACGCUUGCUCAGAGGGUGCGUCUCUACACACUGAGAAUCAUCCUCAACUUGCUCGUUGUGUCUCUGCUGGGCGGAGCCUUUUACCUCAUCUACUUUGCCACCAUAACGUCACAGUCUGAGGGCCAGAAGAGCGGGCACCACUGGUUGGUCAGUCUGAUCCUCCAGUAUCUCCCUCCAAUUGCCAUCACCUCGGUCAACCUGGUCCUCCCGCACGUCUUCCGCAAGGUCUCGUCUUUUGAAGAUUAUUCCUUCACCACACAGGUCAAUGUCACCUUGCUGAGGAGCAUCUUCCUGAAGCUGGCCUCUCUUGGGAUGUACCUGUUCUUCCUCUUUCGAGCCGACCGUCAGCAGUGUUGGGAGAACCAGUUUGGCCGAGAGAUGUACAAGCUCUGUAUCUUCGACUUCCUGGCAUCCUUCUGCAACACCUUCCUGUUGAACUACCCAAGGAAGUUGUUGCAGGAGCUGUAUCCAUCGUCCUUGCUGACUCGGCUGUUGGGCAAACAGCGCUUCCUGAUACCUGAUAAUGUGCUCGACCUGGUCUACCAUCAGACAGUGAGCUGGGUGGGCGUCUACUACUGCCCCCUGCUGCCUCUCCUAGGAACUGUCAAGCUGGUGGUGAUGUUCUACAUCAAGAAGUUCACGGUUUUGCGGUGCUGUGUAGCGGAGCAGAGGAUGUUCCGCGCCUCCAGCUCCUCAGUGUUAUUCCACUUCAUGUUGCUGCUGGGUCUCUUCAUGGCCGUGGCCACAUUCGGCUUCAACCUUUACCAGUUCGCCUUGUCAUCCUCCUGUGGUCCGUUUGCAAACGGGGCCAGUGUGUUUAAUGUGACCGGUGUGUGUGUGGACAGUCUACCUGGACCAGCCCAGAGCGCAGUCCGCUACCUGGCCUCUGAGGCCUUCGCCCUGCCGCUCAUCCUGGCCGAGAUUGUAAUUCUCACUUCCUAUGUGUCACGGGGGCGAGCCAACCAGAGGGCCAUUGAGAGACUGAAAGAUAUGCUGGUUAUGUGCAGUUCGGAUAAACGUUUCCUGGUCAAACAGCACACCACAAUGCUCAGAAAUAAGAAGAGGACGCAGAAAGCUCGCACCACAGACGCUGGGGAGGACAGCUCUGCCUGCCAGUGAAGGAACCCCCUCCACACUUCUAAAGCAAUGUCAACACUUUGUUUUCACUCAGGAUGCACCGAUCCUGAUUGUAGGUCACAGCUUUUCGAGGCUUCUUAUCUUUUAGGUUUUCCGUCCACAAACCUGCUGCCUCGCUGAAUGAUGGAAAGUCUGAGGGUGAAAGGUUUCACUUUGCUGGCUGUUGCAGACUCAUCACUGGAUGGAGGGCUCGUGGGCGAGCGUUUGCUUUUAAAACCACAGCUGAGGGUCGAUGAAACUCUCAUUGUUUCAAAAGCAAAGAUAUGAAACAGUUUUUGCAAAAGAUAAAACAUGCAAUUUUCUUCUCUCUUAAUUUAUCCAUCAUGUUUUUAGUUAAAAUACUGACAAUGAUAGUAAUAAAAAUAAAUAAUAUGGUAGCAAUUUGUUGUUGUUGUAAGGUGCAAUUACUGUGUUUUUUUCCUUACAGCCUGUAUGUAUAUACAAUGUGUGAAUUAUGUGUUUUGUUAAUGUAUAAUGAAUGCAUGUGGAUGCAAUUAUAUUCAAUGUUUCUGAGAAUAUUCAUAGUAUGACAAGUUUUGUCCAACAUUCUUUUAUAUAGGUAGUAUAAA